This is a messenger RNA of Stegodyphus dumicola, 1440 nucleotides long. Its product is annotated as ornithine decarboxylase-like. The record is from RefSeq and is a predicted model, not a curated record. NCBI's taxonomy places the organism in Eukaryota, Metazoa, Arthropoda, Arachnida, Araneae, Eresidae. Gene Ontology annotation, molecular function: ornithine decarboxylase activity. Gene Ontology annotation, cellular component: cytoplasm.
AGGGUCAAAAGAACUUAACCAAGUGGUCAACGGGUGCAAUAAAAAAAAUUUAUUUCAUCUACUUGCAUCAAAAUCAUCUAAGAAAGUCUACAAGAGUAUGUUUGAAUACCUUAAUGACAUAGGAAAAGAAGUGGGUCAGGAACAAGCUUUUUAUACUUUCGAUUUUGCAGAUAUAUUAUAUAAAUUGCAGCUCUGGAGGGAAAAAUUGCCUGAUGUUCGACCUUAUUACGCUGUGAAAGUGAAUUCGGAUCCUGUGCUCCUAAGACUAUUCGUUCUCGUGGGAUUAUCCUUUGAUUGUGCUACGGAGGGAGAAAUUCGAAUGGUCGUAGAAGCUGGCGGAGACCCUCGAAAUAUAGUAUUUGCGCAUACUUUCAAGACACCUCGUGCCUUGAAAUAUGCUUCCUCAGUGGGCGUGGAUUUGAUGACAUUUGAUGCUGAAGAAGAGCUCAUAAAAAUUCAUGAGAAGUAUCCCGAAACCAGGUUGCUUCUACGUCUCAGCCCAAAAGACAUUCAAUGUGCCUUUGAUCUGAGUGAAAAAUUCGGUUGCAAACUGGAUGAAAUCCAUUACUUGCUCUCUCGAGCUAAAGAACUUAAUCUGAAAGUUGUCGGAGUAAGCUUUCACGUGGGAGCUCUUUGUACGGAACCUGGAUCUUUCGCUUCCACAAUCUGUGACACACGAAAAGUUUUCGAUGAGGCAAAGAAACUAGGCUUCAAAUUCACAAUAGUAGACAUCGGAGGUGGAUUUUUCGGCUCCACUGAAAGAGAAAAAUUAUUCCAUGAAACAUCUGAGAAAAUCAAACAAGCUUUGAAGGAAAACUUUCCAGAGGAGGACAUUGAAUUCAUAGCAGAACCUGGUUGCUACUUCGCUGCAUCUGCGAUCACUCUGACAACAGCAAUUAUAGGGAAAAAAACCAUGCGAAAUAAUUCAUCGUCUAAAGAUGAUAUUCAAAGACAUUAUUUCCUAAAUGAUGGCAUUUACGGCUCAUUUUUUCAUGGCAUUGAAGCUUACGAUAUUCGACCCGUACCAUUAUUGAAAGACACCGAACUGAAGAAGCGGCCUGUCUACUUUAGCAAACUUUGGGGUCAAACAUGUUGCUCAGAAGACAUGAUCAGCAAGAAAGCCUUACUUCCAGAUCUGGAAAUUGGUGAAUUUAUUGUAUGGCAAAAUAUGGGAGCCUACAGCUAUGCCGUCUGCAGCACUUUUUGUGCAGUUCCUCUUCCAGCAUGCAAGCACGUUUUCAAGUAUGAUUCUCGACUGAAAAUGGAUUUUAUUCCAAACUUAGAGAAAGUGGUUGACUAUCUGAAAGAUAAAACUUCCCUUGUAAAAAAUGGAGAAUGUGAUGAUGACUACAUUUUUAGUGAAUAUAUGAGAUAAAUAAAAAUGAAUUCUAAUUAAUUUAAUUAAACAUUAAUAAAUUGAUAAUUUCAUUAGAAACAGCA